AGUAUUAAUAGACUUUUAACAUUUUUAGUUUAAUUUGCUGUGUUAUAAAGUUAAGUUACAACUACAAAGUAUUAGAGAUGGGAAGUAAUGCACAGAUACUGAAAUUGUAUCUCUCCAAGUACAAAGAUGCAGAUUUAGCAAAAAAGGACAUUUUGGCAGUGUUCUCUCAGUAUAAAGACUUGAGACCAAGCCAUGGGCCAUUCAUAUUUAAUGAUGGUUCACGAAAAGAUCUGGUUAACUUGGAUGGGACGAUACCAAUAAAUUAUAGAGGUAAUAUUUUCAACAUUCCAAUCGGAAUAUUUCUUCUCGACACACAUCCGUACAACCCGCCUAUAGUCUAUAUAAAACCUACAAAUACCAUGGUGAUAAAACAAGGAAUAAAUGUAGAUGCAGACGGUAAAGUUGAUCUGCCAUAUCUGCAAGACUGGAAAUAUCCAGAUUCGGAUUUAUUAGGUUUAAUUCAACUAUUGUCGAUAGUGUUUGAAGAGGAACCCCCAGUUUUUGCAAGGUCGGCCAGUAGGCCACAACUUGAUAACGUCGCAAAACCACAAUACCCUUAUCAAGAAGACGCUGGACAUCAUUCAUGUGAAUCUACCACUGACAGAAGACUGCUUUGUUCUGAGUGUAGUUUAAAUCCGCCAGAAGUAACAAUCCAGCCAUGUGGACAUUUGGCUACUUGCGAAUCGUGUUGCCGACGUCUGAAGAAGAAGCACAACCAAUGUCCAAUUUGCAAUGGCCCAAUAGACAAUGUCGUGCGAUCUUUUGUGCCAGAGUGACUCAAAAACUUGCAUGAUUAAUUUUAACACUCUUAACAUUAUGCAAUAUGGAAAAGAAAUGUAUAGAACAUUUGUUUUGUAAUAUAGAUAGCAAGAA
Mytilus trossulus (common blue mussel) is the source of this 873-nucleotide messenger RNA. Its product is annotated as tumor susceptibility gene 101 protein-like. Gene Ontology annotation, biological process: endosome to lysosome transport; protein transport; protein modification process. NCBI's taxonomy places the organism in Eukaryota, Metazoa, Mollusca, Bivalvia, Mytilida, Mytilidae. Gene Ontology annotation, cellular component: ESCRT I complex. The coding region runs from base 78 to 776 and encodes 232 amino acids. The transcript is spliced from 6 exons. The record is from RefSeq and is a predicted model, not a curated record. Gene Ontology annotation, molecular function: ubiquitin binding.